UAUCACUGUGAUAUCUGUGGUAAAUCAUACUCUGAUGGCAGUACCUUAAUUAAACACAAACGUAUUCAUACAGGUGAGAAACCAUAUCACUGUGAUAUCUGUGGUAAAUCAUUCUCUGAUGGUAGUAACUUAACUGCACACAAACUAAUUCAUACAGGGGAGAAACCAUAUCACUGUGAUAUCUGUGGUAAAUCAUUCUCUCAAAUCAGCAGCUUAACGAAUCACAAACGCAUUCAUACAGGAGAGAAACCAUAUUCCUGGGAUAUCUGUGGUAAAUCAUUCUCUCAUAGCAGUAGCUUAACUAGUCACAAAUGCGUUCAUAUAGGAGAGAAACCAUAUUCCUGUGAUAUCUGUGGUAAAUCAUUCUCUGAUGGCAGUAGCUUAGCUCGACACAAGCGUAUUCAUACAGGGGAAAAACCAUAUCACUGUAAUGUCUGUGGUAAAUCAUUCUCGGAUGACAGUCACUUAACUCAACACACGCGUAUCCAUACAGGAGAAAAACCUUAUUCCUGUGAUAUCUGUGGUGAAUCAUUCUCUGCUGGCAAUAGCUUAACUCGACACAAACGUAUUCAUACAGGAGAGAAACCAUUUCCUUGUGAUAUAUGUGGUAAAUCUUUCCCUGAAAACUUUAGCUUAACUCAACACAUACGUAUUCAUACAGGGGAGAAGCCAUAUAACUGUAGUAUCUGUGAUAAAUCGUUCUGUAAUGACAGUCACUUAACUCGACACAUACGUACUCAUACAGGAGAGAAACCUUAUCCCUGUGAUAUCUGUGGUGAAUCAUUCUCUGCUGGCAGUAGCUUAACUCGGCACAGACGUAUUCAUACGGGAGAGAAACCAUUUCCUUGUGAUAUAUGUGGUAAAUCUUUCACUGAAAAUAGUGGCUUAACUAAACACAAACGUAUUCAUACAGGGGAGAAGCCACAUAAGUGUAGUAUCUGUGAUAAAUCAUUCUCUAAUUAUAGUCACUUAAUUCGACACAUCCGUAUUCAUACGGGAGUGAAGCGUUUUCCCUGUGAUAUCUGUGGUAAAUCAUUUUCUGAUGACAGUAGCUUAACUAAACACAAGCGUAUCCAUACAGGGGAGAAACCAUAUCACUGUGAUUUAUGUGGUAAAUCUUUCACUGAAAUCAGGCAGGUAACUUAA
Messenger RNA from Octopus sinensis (East Asian common octopus), 1146 nucleotides. Its product is annotated as zinc finger protein 345-like. The record is from RefSeq and is a predicted model, not a curated record. Lineage: Eukaryota; Metazoa; Mollusca; Cephalopoda; Octopoda; Octopodidae. The annotation marks the transcript as partial. The transcript has 5 exons.